Messenger RNA from Toxotes jaculatrix (banded archerfish), 3476 nucleotides. It is a transcript of the gene acadsb, whose product is annotated as acyl-CoA dehydrogenase short/branched chain. The record is from RefSeq and is a predicted model, not a curated record. Gene Ontology annotation, molecular function: flavin adenine dinucleotide binding; acyl-CoA dehydrogenase activity. The transcript has 11 exons. Gene Ontology annotation, cellular component: mitochondrion. Lineage: Eukaryota; Metazoa; Chordata; Actinopteri; Toxotidae. Bases 51 to 1349 code for a protein of 432 amino acids.
CUCUUACAAGAGGCACUUAAAGGCAGCAUACAAACAUUUUGUAACAAGUCAUGGCUGCACCGUUGGUCAGGACUUUCUUAAAGUCUUGCAGACAGAUCUCUCGACCAUGGGGGACGUGCCAGACUGGAUGGAGGAGCCUAUCCACCAGAUCUGCCCCAGAUGUGGCUUCAGACCAGGCAGCAGGGGUGGUCUCCUUUCCUCCCCUUCAGACAUAUUCAGAGGAGGAGAGCAUGAUGAAGGAAGCAGUGAAAAAAUAUGCACAAGAGCGCAUCGCACCAUUUGUGUCAAAGAUGGAUGAAAAUUCUGCCAUGGACGAGGAAGUGAUCAAAUCUCUCUUUGAACAGGGUCUCAUGGGCAUUGAGAUCGACCCAGAGUAUGGUGGCACCGGCUCUUCGUUCUUCUCCAGCAUUCUGGUCAUUGAGGAGCUGGCAAAGGUGGAUCCCUCUGUGGCCGUGCUCUGUGACAUCCAGAACACGCUGAUCAACACACUGUUUUCCAAACUGGGUACGCCAGCUCAGAAAGAGAAGUACCUCAGCCGACUGUCAACGGACAUGAUUGGAAGCUUCUGCCUCUCUGAAGCAGAGUCGGGGAGUGAUGCCUUUUCUCUGAAGACAAGUGCUGAAAAACACAAGGACUAUUACAUCAUCAAUGGAUCCAAGAUGUGGAUCAGUAAUGCAGAGCAUGCAGGUGUAUUCCUGGUGAUGGCCAAUGUGGAUCACUCUGCUGGAUACAGAGGCAUCACCUGCUUCAUCGUAGACCGGGACACUGAGGGGCUUGAGAUUUGCAAAAAGGAGAAUAAGCUUGGCCUGCGUGCGUCCUCCACCUGCCCGCUUAACUUUGACAAUGUCAAGGUACCAGAGAAGAACAUUUUGGGACAAAUUGGUCAUGGGUACAAGUAUGCCAUCGGAAUGCUGAACGAGGGUCGGAUUGGCAUUGCCAGUCAGAUGCUUGGACUGGCACAGGGUUGCUUUGACCACACCAUUCCUUACACCAGACAGAGGGUGCAGUUCGGAAAACGUAUCUUUGACUUCCAGGGCAUGCAACACCAAAUUGCACACGUAGCAACACAGAUUGAAGCUGCCCGGCUGCUAACGUAUAACGCUGCUCGUCUGAAAGAGGCUGGGAGGCCUUUCAUUAAGGAGGCCUGCAUGGCCAAAUACUUCACUGCAGAGGUUGCAACUCUAACCACAUCUAAGUGCAUUGAAUGGAUGGGAGGGGUAGGCUUCACCAAAGACUACCCCAUAGAGAAAUACUACAGAGACUGUAAAAUUGGCACCAUUUAUGAGGGCACGACAAAUAUCCAGCUAAGCAGUAUGGCCAAGUUCAUUGAUAAGGAGUAUGACCACUGAAACCAUCUGACCGGUGCCUGAUAGAUUUCACUCUGCUGUGUUACACUCCGUAUGUUUUUUUCUAAAUGACUUUAUUGGGAUUAAUGCAGCUGCGAUGCAUUACUUUCAUGUUUCUGGGGUUUUGUUGUAGUUUCAACUUGUAAACUUGUAAAGUAGUUCCCACUACCAAUGUUACUGAUGUAGUUACAGUUCCUCAGCUUUGGGGUUAAAGUUAGUCAGGUUUAAUGAUUAAAAAAAAAAAAUUCAUUCACUUUUGAAAGUCCUCUGUGACUGAGAUCAGUGAGUUCAUUGUGUUUUUUUCUUUACUGGAUCCUGUAAAACAGGUGCAUUGUAACACGUCCCUCACAUGCUCCAUAAAUACUGUACAGUUCCUUGUUGGGAAAAUUUGACAAAGCAAAUUCAUAUCAUGACAAGAAAUUAUCUGUAAAGAAUGAUCUGUCAAUAACUGACCUAAUCAAUAAAUGUGAAGUAUGCCCUGGCGCAAUCAACCAUCCUCUUUGUUCAGGAUGGAGGCGUUGCUUGUUUGCAGAUUAAUACCAAGUCCUGUCACUAGAUGGGAGCAUUCUCCAGAGAGGCAACGUCGCUCUGAGAGGAGGCUGCUUCUCACUGAAAGAGCAGUCAAUUACCGUGUCUUAUAACAGCCUGUCACCUCUAAUGAUAUUUUAUAUCAGUUUAAUUAUGCUGGUGCUUCAGAUGAAAAGAGCCUGCCUUGCAUAAUUGCCUCACUGAUAAUUUUUCAAAUUAUAUUGAUUACAUUUUCGUGUCCUACAUGCUGCUUAAAAUGAGGUUUAUUGUUUUACACAAAACAGACAAGCUGUGUCCAAAUAUACAGACACCUAAUAGCUAUUACCCAUGACCCCUUGAAAGAAAUGUAUAUUUAUUUAUUUGCAAGGAAUCUGUUUAACAACAAGAAAGCCACCAGUUUACUGACAGUGCUUACCAGUAUUAACAGGGAUGGAAAAAAAAUCAGGUUCAUAAUUGCUGCAAUGGUACAGAUUGGCAGUAUGUAUGUUCAAAUUCCCAUGAAGUUAAUGGAUAACAGUAUAAACAUACAUUAGUCUGACAAAGCAUUCUCUAUUCUCUUCACAUUUUAUUAAUCAUCCCUAUUACUGAACAUGGUAUGAAAAAAAUGAAUCUCAAUUUUGGAAGAGAAUUACCUCAAAUUUAAUGUUACAAUUAUAAGAUUACAUUUACUGAUUAAUUUAUGAUAAUUAUUUAGUGUCAUCUGUUGACACCUGAUCAAAGAGCAGUUUUUGAGUGUUUUUUCCACAUAUGAAAUUAGAUUCUUGUCCUCUUGAAAACCUUGGGUUAAAUGUGUCUUUCUGUUACUCCAAAGUGAACAUGACAGGUUGAAAAUGAUUGCUCAAACAGACAUAUCAUUUCCUGUCUAAUUAAUAAUAUCAGCUCCGUAUUUGCCCGGACAUUUCCAAAAUCACUUAAACGACAAAGCUGAAAGGGGGAAACACAGGCCUGUGUUUGCAUCAUUGAUCGAGUGUACUCUGUUUUCCCCUCUGAUCCACUCGGACUCGUUCUGUCUGUUCAACGAGCCCCUGUUUGAUGAACAUAAUCUGAUGAAAACACAGCUAUCUGCUUUUCACUUUGAAUUGGCAAACGCAGCUCGACUGGCCUCUUUCUCCGCCCCCAUCUUUAACACAGCUAUGAGACCUCUAAUUAUGCAGGGAUUCAAGUAGCUUUUCACAAAACACAGUGUUGUCCUUUAGAGCUGGAGAGCGCUCCACGAGCUAAAAGGACAUGCUGCAUGUUUGUAGGUUGAGCAAAUUCAAUUUGUUUGAUUAGUUCACUGCAUCUGCUUCAAGUUUGGUUUAAAUGAUGAAUCUUAAAUGCACCCAGAGUUGAGAUUUUUCGUACAUUUUCUUUAUUUUUAAGGUGAACUUUCACCUUAAAUUAUCCUAAAGAUGUCUACAUAAAUACUGAGGGGCCUUCUCAUCAUUGGCCAGGACUGACAGACAUGAUUUCUGUGUUUGGGGUUUUAUCACUGACAGAUUUGUGUAUUGAUGCAAAGCACAUUGUGGGGGCCAUUUGUUUGAUUCAACCCAGCAAGAUGGCCUCUCAAUCUUUAAUUUUACUUUGGUCCUCAGUCUCAGUCUGAAAGCAGAAACAAAUACA